This is a messenger RNA of Cuscuta epithymum, 1370 nucleotides long. NCBI's taxonomy places the organism in Eukaryota, Viridiplantae, Streptophyta, Magnoliopsida, Solanales, Convolvulaceae. The record is from the annotation of a GenBank genome assembly.
GCCGGCCAGUCCCAGCCCAUUGCCUAGUUCCUAAAUCUUAAACCAGAUUUCAGGCCUAAUCAAAGGAAGUUUAAUUUCCCGUUAGGGGAGUCGCAUGGUCGCAGAGAUCCCCCACAAGGCCACAACCCCGCACCCUCACCGGCUCAGACGCCCGCACGCCCGUCGGCAGGCGGCCUGUCGCCGACGCCAGAGCCAGAGGUCAGUCCGCCGCCCUCCCCCGCUGCCUGGCAGUCUGCUUUUCUGCAUCUGGGAGUUCCGGCUCCUUCUGCUAAUCGUCCCAACUCUAGCAGCGUAGGAGAUGGCAGAAACCAAAAGAAGUAUGAUUACUUCUCAAUUUCCAAGGCUUGUAUACUAUCACAGAGAGGACGACAUUGAUUCUAACCUUCAUCUAUACUCUUAUGAUGUUGAAAGACGCAACAGCAGUGUCAUCAAGAACACACCCGCUGACAUGGCAAACCAUAAAGGAGUGUGUGCUGCUUAUGGAUGGAUGGUUAUGCUAGAUGAAAGGACAAAUGCCAACUCUUGUUUCCUAUUCAAUCCUAUGUCCAUGAAAAAGAUCACUUUGCCUCCUUGGAGGGCCAUGCAGUGGAGUUGUUGUACUCUUACAUUGCCUCCAUCUCACCCGAACAGUGUCGUCGCCUUCUUCGAUUUAGAUCGCCCUUUUAUUAUGUUUUGCUAUCCCGGUGAAGCGAUUUGGAGAGAGCAAGACUUCAUUGAUGACAUUGCUAUCGUUCAACCAUUCAAUCAAGUUGUGUGUCACGAAAGACAAAUUUAUUGUCUCGAUUUUCAGGGUGUCACAUUGAUAGAAUUGACACUUUCAAAUGAUUAUAGAUUUGAAAUAAGACGACAAUUGACAAUGAAGCGUCCGAAUUGGCAUUAUGACGAUGCGACGUGUUAUCAGCGCUUGUUGGUCGAAUCUCUUGGUGACAUAUUUAUGAUUUAUAUCAUCUUCAUUGGAUUCCCCCGAAAAAAAGUUCGAGAGGUCUGUGUUUUCAAAUUGGACAUGGAUAAGGCAGAGUGGAGAAGAGUGAACGAUCUAGGCGACCAUAGAGUGUUUUUUCUCAGGGAAUCAAGUGUUAUGUCAUGCUCAACCUGCAUUGGAUCAUCGGGCUCAUCUUCAGUCAGAGAAAAUUCAAUCUACUUCAUCCUACCCAAGGAGGAUGGGAUUAGAACCACCAACAUGUGUGUUUAUAAUAUCAGAGAAAAAACCUUCAAAACCUAUGUUGUUUGUCCAAAAUCUGUCACCUAUUGUCAAUGGAUCAUAUGAGCGAAACUCAUACCAAUAAGAAUUUUGGCAUGAACUUAACAUUUAAGUUGGAGUCACAUUUUUAUUAUUUCAAAUAUUAUUUUUCAUGUUAAUAUGUAAUUUU